AUCUUGAAUCUCCUUGUUCUUUUAACAAAAGCCAUUCAAACAACAAAGGCAACUCUUGUUUCCACAUCUCUCUCUCUCUCUCUCUCACACACACAUAAUUCUCAUCUCAGAAAGUACAAACAAUCCAACUUUGUAGCCUUUUCUUGUUUCUUUCUUUAACCUCAUCUUCUAAUCAAGAAAGUUAAAGAUGAUCCAAGAACUAUUUGGUGCAAGUGCUGCUGGACUUCUAAAUCAAGACAUAAAUCUUCCCAUUUCUACACCCAUUGAAGCCUCACACUCACUUUCACCCUCACCCUCUUCUUCCACUACCACCGCCACCACCACCACCACCACCACAACCACCGCACCCAUCCCCACCCCCACCACCUCCGACCACCAGAAGCUAAGAUGUCCACGGUGUGACUCCUCCCACACAAAGUUUUGCUACUACAACAACUACAACCUCACUCAACCUCGCCACUUCUGCAAGACUUGCAGGCGUUACUGGACCAAAGGUGGGGCCCUCCGCAAUGUCCCCAUCGGCGGUGGCUGCCGGAAAAAUAAAGGAACCACCAUAGCAACCACCGUAGGAAAACCUAUCUCCACCUCCGGAAAACUGAAAUCUGUAGUGUCAUCUGAGCUUGGAAAGUCUAGUUUCAUGCAUGGAUUUGAACUUGAUCAAUCCAGUCACAAUAACCCAAUAAUAUGGUCUGGUCCACCACAAACAUCUCAUCUACUUUCAUUAUUCAGAGCUACACAAAACCCUAACCCUAAUUUCACAUCAAACUCACUAACCCACAUGAAAGAUCACAACUUUAUGGGUGGAUCACACAUGGGUAGUCUAGGGUUUGAAUCUUUAUGCAGUUCUUUGUGGAGAAAUAAUCAACAAGAUCAUCAAAACCAACAUCAAGAUCAAGAUCAAGGGAUCAUGACCAAUGGUCAUGAUCAAGCUGUUAAUCAAAACCAACGGUUGAGAUCAUCUACAGCAAACUACUACCAUCAUGAUGAAACUGUACCUUUGAUCUUGGGUAGUAAUGUGGCCAGCCUGACAUCAGCAUCAACAUCUAGUUCAACUAUUUUGGAUUCUGCUCCAGUUCUUGCAGGUGGUGAUUUAGGGUUUUGGAACCAAACCCUACCAUGGUCUGAUCUAGCAGCAGCUAAUGGUGCUUAUCAUUAAAUCAAGAAUCUUUCAUUUCUUUUUGUUUUGUUAAUUUCUUAAUUAUUCAUGUUUAAGAGGUUAAAAUAUAGCUAGGGUUUGUGGUUAACUUUAAUUCUGGUGAUUUGGGUGUGGUAUAUGAAUAUGGUUUGUUAAUAUUA
Molecule: messenger RNA, 1296 nt
Organism: Helianthus annuus (common sunflower)
Lineage: Eukaryota; Viridiplantae; Streptophyta; Magnoliopsida; Asterales; Asteraceae
Product: dof zinc finger protein DOF3.2-like
Exons: 2
Coding region: 188-1156 (322 amino acids)
Biological process (GO): regulation of DNA-templated transcription
Molecular function (GO): DNA-binding transcription factor activity; DNA binding
Source: RefSeq, a predicted model, not a curated record